CACCGUCAAUCUUCAGGAACUUGAUUGGCAUGUCCAAAAAUGUCCGGUGCUCAGGUGAGCCAGUUAAUCGCGCCCUCGGCAGCGCGGAGGAUGGUCGCCAACCGAGGCCUCGUCGGUGGAGCUCGCUAGCACCAGAAGGUUUCUUCUUUUUUUUUUUUUUAUCACAAACAUGAGGGCGACCCGCUCCACACACAGCUUCCUGCGUGUCUGCCUCCUGUCCUCUUUUAUCUACCUGUUCUGCUCCACCUGCACCGGAGUGGCGUCCGGCCGGGAAAAGGCCUCCCAUCGCCCCGCGUUGACGCAGCGCAGCCGCCGGAGCCACCCGAGCGCACGGCACAGAGGCGCGCACCACCGGCCGCUGACGGACGCGCAGAAAGCGGACCAGAACCUGCAGUUCAUGUUGAGUUUGUACCGGAGCGCAGCCGAGCCGGACGGCCGGCCCAAGCAGCACCGAAAGUUCGGCUCCAACACGGUCCGUCUGCUGAGGCCGUCGGCGUCCUCGGUGCACUACCUGCCGGCGGCAGGAGACCACCACUACAGCUUCACAGUCCAGUACAACCUCGACACUCUUCCCUCGGAGCAGCUGAUCAGAGCCUCGUUCAUCCACCUCCGCUCUUCAUCCUCUCCCUCUUCGUCCUCCUCCUCCUCCACCGCAACCGCUAGCACCAACCAGGCCCUCGAGCCGCCCCGCUGCAGGGCUCAGAUCACCUCGCUGGGCAAAGAGAGCCUGGUCACCCUGGAGCCCCACGAGCGCUGGACGGAGACGGACAUCACCGCACACGUCCAGCAGGGGAAGAACCAGGGCGCGGGGGGACACUUGACCCUCACCGCCCAGUACUGGUGCACCGAGCCUGGGCACGCCGAAGAGGACGACGGCCCCUCUUGGUGGUGGGCUUUACUUCACGGGAGAAAAAGAUGGCGAGGCGAACCUCAUCUGGAAGUCCCGUCUCUUCUUUUGUACCUGGAGGAGGAGAGGGAGGUGAAGGACUGGAUGGGGGACUUGCUGGGGACCGAAGGGGAAGACAUCAUGAGGCGAAUAGAGCAGUGGCAUCCCUCGGUUCGCCGCCGCCACCGCCGCUCCAAAGACGUUUCGAGCUCAGACCCCAAAGAUUCUUCGCUGGACGUUCUGAAAAACGCCCCGACUUCCUCCUCCUCCUCCUCCUCUUUCUCCAGCUCGCCCUCUGCCUCCAUCAUCUCCGACAUCCCCGACUACAAGCGCAAAACGGGCGCGCCCAAGAACCGCUGCAAGCUCCACUCGUUCCGCCUCUCCUUCGACGAGCUCGGCUGGAGUCACUACUUCAUCGCGCCGCCGGUGUACAACCCGCGGUUCUGCCAGGGCAACUGCCCGCGGGUGCUCCACUACGGCUACCACUCCCCCAACCACGCCAUCAUCCAGACGGUCAUCAACGACCUGGGCGUCGGGGACGUCCCCCCUCCGUCCUGCGUGCCGUACAAGUACAUGCCCAUGAGCGUGCUGGUGGUGCACAAGAAGAAGGUGGAGUACAGGGAGCUGGAGGACAUGGUGGCCGAGUCGUGCACGUGUCGCUAAAGAAAACACGCUGAAGAAAAAUGGACUUUAAAAAUAAAAGGAGGGCAGAUUUGAUGGGUCAUUUGUUUGAUCUACAGCUUGGCAGUUAACCACAACGAGCUCGAGACUGGAAGGAGGAAGUUGUUGUUGUGGUUUCAGGUCUUCGCCGUUCCUGUUAAAGCACUUUAAAGAAAGGCAGCUGCUGGAUGAGACAGAUUAUUAUUCUGUGAGCUCUUUAAAAGCACUGUGCAGAUUGGUGAAUGUGCGAUAUUCAUGGUCACUAAUGUUGUUUUUUUUGUUGUUUUUUUUGCUGUUUACAGUGUAACCUUUUUGCAUUUUGUACAUAUUUAUAAUGUGAGGUAAAAUACUGCAGGUGCUGCUACUGGCCUGUCUUUAAAAAUAAAUAAUAAUAAUAAAAAAAUCACAAAAUGAAGCAUUAGGAAGAGGUGCAACAGUGUUGGAUGUUAAAGAAAACUAACACUGGUGUUGUAGUGGCAAGGAAUGCAAUUUUUAUUACGAGUGAAAAUGAAUAAUAAAAUAAAAUGCAUGUUUUCUA
Molecule: messenger RNA, 2084 nt
Organism: Dicentrarchus labrax (European seabass)
Lineage: Eukaryota; Metazoa; Chordata; Actinopteri; Moronidae
Gene: bmp15
Product: bone morphogenetic protein 15
Exons: 2
Coding region: 170-1549 (459 amino acids)
Biological process (GO): BMP signaling pathway; SMAD protein signal transduction
Cellular component (GO): extracellular region
Molecular function (GO): growth factor activity; cytokine activity
Source: RefSeq, a predicted model, not a curated record